Plasmodium falciparum 3D7 is the source of this 2049-nucleotide messenger RNA. RefSeq names its product putative steryl ester hydrolase. Gene Ontology annotation, molecular function: sterol ester esterase activity. The record is from RefSeq and is a predicted model, not a curated record. Gene Ontology annotation, biological process: lipid metabolic process. Lineage: Eukaryota; Apicomplexa; Aconoidasida; Haemosporida; Plasmodiidae.
AUGCCCAAACCGCCCUUCAGCAAUAUUACACAAAAGUUAGGGAAUUUAUUGAAUAUUUGUAAAGAUAUGUGCAGGAAGGGUUAUAAUUGUUACUAUAUAAAAGAAAAAGAAAAUGACAAAGGUUCACAAGAAGAUGUAAGAUGUCAUAUAAAAAACAAGAUAAACAUAAAAAGAAAUGAAGAGAAAGCGGAAAAAGGAGAAACACUUGAUCAAAUGGAAAAAUUAUUACUUGAUUUAACACAAGGGAAAUAUAAAGCAGAAAAACAUUAUGUGUAUACAAUUGAUGGAUAUAGAUUAAAUUUAUAUAGAAUUGUAAAUAAUAAUAGUGAAAAUAUAAUAAAUGAUAAAGUUGUUCAAAAGGAAAGGAUAAAUGAACAAGUAUUUGAAGAAGAUAAGAAAGAAGUUUUUUGUUUAAAUCAUGGGUUGUUUGAAUCGUCUAUUAAUUAUACAUGUAAAGGUUAUAAUUCUUUAACUUUCCAAAUCUUCUCAAAUAAUCAUGAUGUAUGGAUAAGUAACAACAGAGGGAAUAAUUUCACACAGUACGUUGGGAAAAAUAUAGCUAUAAAUAAAUUAAGGGAAAACUACACAGAGGAAGAUUUAAGAGACUUGGGUCUUAACAUAAAAAGUGAUCAAAUUGAAAAAGAGAUGAGAAAAAAAAAAAAAAAAAAAAGAAAAAAAAAAGAUAAUAAUAUAAAUCAAUGUGAUAAUAAAAAUAUGUACCAUUUUAAAAUUUUGCAUAAUUUAUUUUUCCAAACAAUUAAAUAUAUAUAUCCAAAAAAAAAUAACUUCACAUAUUAUAUGAAGAAUUUUUUGAUGAGGAAGUAUUUAUGUAAUUAUCAUAUGAAUAGAAGUAAUAAGAAUUGCUUCAAUCAUUAUGAUAGAGAAAAUAUAGAUCUACACAAGAAAAAAAAAAUAAUAAUAAUAAAAAAAAAAAAUAAUAAUAAUAAUAAUAAUAAUAAUAAUAAUAAUAAUAAUAGUCAUCUCAUUUUUAGGCCCUUGGCUGAUAACAAUUUUUUUAAUAUAUUUGUUCGUAAUAUAAACGAAAAGAAAAAAGGAAAUAUAUAUUUUAAGGCCACACAGGAAAGAGAGGAUGCUAAUAUUAAGCGUGGUGGUACUUUGGGUUGUGAUAAAAUUAAAGAAAAAGAAAGUUCUGAAUAUUUUGUAGAUAACAAAAAAUUAAAGAACAAAAGUUCUAAUUUAACAGACAAUUGUGAUAAUAAGAUAAAUAAAUAUGAUUACAACGAUGAUGAUAAUGAUGAUAAGGAUGAUGAUGAUGAUAAUGAUGACAAUGAUAAUGAUAAUGAUGAUAAUGAUGAUGAUGAUAAUGAAUACACAUUUGAAGAUAUGAGUACAAAAGAUUUACCUUGCAUAAUAAAAUACAUAAAAAAUAAAACUAAAAAAGAUAAAAUAAUAUAUGUUGGUUUUUCACAAGGUAGUAUUCAGUUACUUAUAAGUUCAUGUUUAAACGAAUAUGUACGAAAAAGUAUAAAACGAUGUUAUUUAAUGUCAUUACCUAUUAUAUUAAGAAAUAAAUAUAAUUUAGAAAUCCCUAUGAAAUUUUUAUUAUAUAUUUCUAAAUAUUACAGUUUUGUUUUUAAAGGGAAAUCAUUUUUUCAGCAUAUGAUACCAUAUCACAUUAGUACAUUUAUUAUAAGUAAUUUGGCACAUAUAAUAGCACAUCAUGUUUUUAAAUAUUAUAAUGAAAAUAUAAAACCUGAAGAAAAAAAAUUAUUCUUUUAUCAUACCCCUAAUGGGUCCACAUCAAAAGCAAAUUUAACGAGAUGGGCAAAAGCAUUUAAUACAUGUCCCGUUACAAAUGUUCUAGAAAAAUAUCCACAUGAAUGUGCAUUUCCAAUAACAUUAAUAUAUGGAAAUAAAGAUACUAUUAUACACGUAGACAAAUCCAUAAAAUAUAUGAACAAGAUUUUCGACAGAAAAAUUUUAAAAAUAAUUACAGUGCCUAAUUGGGCACACUUGGACCCUUUAUGGUCUGACAAUGAUGGGAUAGUAAUUUCUUGUAUUUUAAAAGAUAUAAACAGAGGUGAUUAA